AUGAAUUCAACAAAUAAUAUGACGAAUUCAUUACCAGUACCAGAUCCAACUCCUACAAAUUUAGGAUUGAAUCUUACUCAAGAAUUACAAAUUGGUGUUAUAAUUCUUAUUAUUUCUUUAAUUUCAUUAAUUUUGGGUUCUUAUUCAACAAUUUCAAAACCAAAAAUUGCGAAAGAUGCAAGAUUAGAUACUGAUUCUUCAUUAUUUGAUCCAACAGAUCUAGAUAAUUCUUCAUAUUAUAUAUUAAAUAAAUUUGAUCUUCAAUUUUUAACAGGUGCUUCAACUCAACAAUUUUCAAUUAUUUCAGCUAUACUCAUCCCAAUAUUUGCUUGUAUUACAUUAAUUAGUUUAUAUUAUUUAUUAAAAUAUGUUGAAGAUUUAAAUUAUUAUUUACAAUUUUAUAUCCUUUUAAUUAAUCCAUAUAGUUUAAACUCAGGUAUUACAACACUUUUAACAAUGACAAUUAGAAAAUUUACACAUUUAAUUGGUAAAAAUUCCAAUUGGGUUUUGAAUAGAUGGAGAUUGAUUUUGAUUAAAGAUGAAGAUGAUUUCCCAAUUGGUAAUGUUGAAUAUACUAAAGAGGAUAAAGAAAUUGGUGAGAAUUUUGAAGAUUAUUUAAGAGUUGAAAAAUUGAUUCAUUUAGAACCUACUUCAAUUAAGAUAAGAAACUCAAAGAGUAAUAUUAUAUUCAAUGUAUUACCAUUAUUGACAUUACCUGUAAGUUUAGGGCUUACUUACUACAAUUUCUACUACAAUUCAAAUGGUAAAAAUUGGAUUAUUUCAAAUUUACUUUCAUUUUCAUAUAUUAUCACAUCUUUCAAACAAAUUAAAGUUCCACAAUUUAAAAUUUCAGUCUUGUUAUUAUCAUUAUUGUUUUUCUAUGAUGUUUAUUUCGUUUUUGGUAGUAAGAUUAUGCUUACAGUAGCUCAAGGUAUUGAAAUUCCAAUUAAAUUAAUGAUUCCAAGAAUAGGUUCAACUGAUAAUCAAUUUUCAAUUUUAGGUUUAGGUGAUAUUAUCUUACCUGGAACAUUGGUUAGUUUAUGUUUAAGAUUUGACCAAUACAAUUUUUAUAAAAAUCAUAAAGAUUUAGCAUUUCAUCAUGUUAGAAGGUUUAGUAAACCUUAUUUUAUUGUAAGUUUACUUAGUUAUGCAAUUGGUUUAGCUAUAACUUGGGGAGUUUUAUUAGUUUUUAAACAUGGACAACCUGCAUUAUUAUAUUUAGUACCUAGUUUAAUUAUUGGUGUAUUUGGUACUGCGUUAAAUCGUGGUGAAUUAAAAGAAUUAUGGAAUUAUUCAGAACUUAUAAGUGAAUAUAAAAAGGAUAAAACCUACACAGAAGAAUCAGAUGAUGAGGAAGAAGAUCCAGAUUAUAUACCGAUCGAAAAUGAAGAAAUAGAAAUAGAUUUGGAUGAAGAAGAUUAUGAUGACAAUACUUAUAUCAUAACCAUAGAUGAAAGAGAUGAUUAUGACGACGAAAGUGAAGAAGACGAUUAUGAUGACGAAAGUGAAGAAGACGAUUAUGAUGAAGAUAAGUAUUCGGAUGAUUAUUCAGAAGAACAAUUAUUACUGGAGAAUGAAGAAUUAAAAGCCAAGAUUAGAUCAUUCUUAAAUAGAGUGAAUAGAAAUUAA
Molecule: messenger RNA, 1629 nt
Organism: Insectozyma verbasci
Lineage: Eukaryota; Fungi; Ascomycota; Pichiomycetes; Serinales; Debaryomycetaceae
Source: the annotation of a GenBank genome assembly